This is a messenger RNA of Candida tropicalis MYA-3404, 1413 nucleotides long. RefSeq names its product delta(24(24(1)))-sterol reductase (gene ERG4). Gene Ontology annotation, cellular component: endoplasmic reticulum membrane. The coding region runs from base 1 to 1413 and encodes 470 amino acids. The record is from RefSeq and is a predicted model, not a curated record. NCBI's taxonomy places the organism in Eukaryota, Fungi, Ascomycota, Pichiomycetes, Serinales, Debaryomycetaceae. Gene Ontology annotation, biological process: ergosterol biosynthetic process. The transcript has a single exon. Gene Ontology annotation, molecular function: Delta24(24-1) sterol reductase activity.
AUGGCGGCAGCAAAACGAGUAGAACAAGAUACCCCUGACGAGGAAACACCAUUGGUUCAACAAGACCCACGUUACAUUCCAAAGGAUAAGAUUGAAUACGAAUUUGGUGGUCCUGUUGGUGCUUUGGGUAUGAUGGUUGGGUUCCCAUUAUUGAUGUGGUAUAUGUGGAUCUGUGCUAGAUUCAAUAAUGGUAAAUUUGCUUACCCAACCGAUGGACAAUCAUGGAAAGAUUUUAUAAUUGAUGAUUUGUAUAGCAAUUGGUAUGAAUAUGGUAUUCCAACUUUUGGAAAUUGGGCAUAUUUCACUGGAUUCAUGAUCAUUCAAGCACUUUUUUACGUCACCUUACCUGGUGUGUGGACUAAAGGUCAACCAUUGACUCAUUUGAACAAUAAACAAUUGCCUUAUUUCUGUAAUGCUAUUUGGUCAUUCUAUACCACUAUUGGAGUUUUGUUGGCAUUGCAUUUCACUGGGAUUUUACCAGUUUAUUACAUGUUGGAUAAUGUCGGUGCUAUUAUGACCACUGCCAUUGUUUAUGGUAUUCUGUUGUCAAUCAUCUUGUAUGUUAUUUGUCUUAAAGUAACUGGUGAUUACCAUCGUAUGACUGGUAACCACAUCUAUGACAUGUUUAUGGGAGCACCAUUGAAUCCAAGAAUUGGUAAAUAUUUGGAUUUGAAAAUGUUCUUUGAAGUUAGAAUUCCUUGGUUUAUUUUAUUCAUGUUAUCCUUCGGUUUAUGUUUUAAACAAUACGAAACUUAUGGAUACGUCAGCCCACAAGCAGCAUUUAUGCUUUAUGCCCACUGGUUAUAUGCCAAUGCUUGUGCCAAAGGUGAAGAAUUAAUUGUUCCAACUUGGGAUAUGGCCUAUGAAAAGUUUGGUUUUAUGUUAUUGUUCUGGAAUAUUGCCGGUGUUCCUUUCAGUUAUUGUCAAUGUAUUUUAUUUAUUGCUUAUCAAGAUCCAGAAACUUAUCGCUGGUCAACUGGCUACAAUGUAUUUUUGUUUGUGUUGAUUUCAGUAGCUUAUUAUUUCUUUGAUACUGGUAAUCGUCAAAAGAACAGUUUUAGAAGAACCAUGGCUGGUAACUCACAAUUGCGUAAGACUUUCCCAUACUUGCCAUAUUCUGAUUUGGUAAAUCCAAAAUACAUCAAAUGUGCCAAUGGAUCUCUUUUAUUAACUGAUGGAUGGUAUGUUUAUGCCAGAAAGAUGCAUUACACUGCUGAUUAUAUUCAAACUUUGACUUGGGCAUUGAUGUGUGGAUUUGCUUCUCCAUUCCCUUGGUUCUUCCCAAUUUUCUUCUUCAUUGUUUUAGUUCAUAGAGCUUACAGAGAUCAAAGAAAAUGUGCUAAGAAAUACGGUGCUGAUUGGGACAGAUACUUAGAAGCUUGUCCUUAUAUGUUCAUUCCUUAUGUUUGGUAA